GUUACACGAUACUGUGCGACUAACCUCGGGAUAAACGCGAAAGCCCGUUUAGGUUCUUUGAUGCCGCCCUAGAUUGCCUGAGCGAAAAGGCGUGGAGACGCAGCUGCAGCCGAGACCCGCGCACAGCCCUCGAAACGCGUGCUUUGUAAAGCUAAUCACCCAGAGAACCGGUGCCGGUCGUCCACGCAGCCCAUGACCAGUACUGCUCGGGCGGUAGGGGUCGUGCUUGCUCCCGCGGAAGUGCCGCUGCCAUUUUGUUGCACGGCGCUAGAUGCAUCGGUAUUUCACAGCACGGGAGCUUCCGAAGCCGAGGCGAGAUGAUUCACAGCUUGUUUCUGAUCAACUCUGCCGGCGACAUAUUCCUGGAAAAACACUGGAAAAGUGUCAUCAGCCGCUCGGUCUGCGACUACUUCUUCGAGGCUCAGGAAAAGGCAUCGACUCCGGAAAAUGUCCCACCUGUCAUCUCCACCCCUCACCACUACCUGAUAAACAUCUACCGGGACAAAAUCUUCUUUGUGUCCGUCAUCCAGACCGAAGUGCCCCCGCUGUUCGUGAUCGAGUUCUUGCAUCGAGUGGCCGAAAUGUUUCAGGAUUACUUUGGCGAGUGUUCUGAGGCGUCCAUCAAGGACAACGUGGUGAUAGUGUAUGAACUCCUGGAGGAGAUGCUGGACAAUGGGUUCCCCUUAGCCACUGAGUCCAACAUCCUGAAAGAGCUGAUCAAGCCCCCCACUGUUCUGCGGUCCGUGGUGAACACCAUUACAGGCAGCACUAAUGUUGGGGAAACCCUGCCUACUGGACAGCUGUCUACUGUCCCUUGGAGGCGGACUGGAGUGAAAUACACCAACAAUGAGGCCUACUUUGAUGUAGUGGAGGAAAUAGAUGCUAUCAUAGAUAAAUCAGGGACUACAGUGAUUGCUGAAAUCCAGGGUGUCAUUGACGCCUGUGUGAAGCUCUCUGGGAUGCCAGACCUCACACUGUCCUUUGUGAACCCGCGCCUCAUGGAUGACCUGAGCUUCCACCCCUGCGUGCGUUUCAAGCGCUGGGAGGCAGAGCGCGUCCUCUCCUUCAUCCCCCCUGACGGCAACUUCCGUCUGGUGUCCUACCACGUCAACGCCCAGAACCUGGUGGCCAUUCCUGUGUAUGUCAAGCAGAACAUCAGCUUCUUCGAGAGUGGCUUUUCAGGGCGGCUGGACAUCACGGUGGAGCCCAAGCAGACCAUGGGCAAAAUAGUGGAGGGCGUGGUUGUCACAGUGCACAUGCCCAAGGUGGUACUCAGUGCCAAUCUUACUCCCACCCAAGGAACCUACAACUAUGACCCAGUCACAAAGGUACUUGCGUGGGACAUCGGGAAACUCAACCAGCAGAAGCCACCAAAUCUAAAAGGAAGCCUUAGUUUACAGUCAGGGGCUCCGAAGCCGGAGGAGAAUCCCAGCCUCAACAUUGACCUGAAGAUCCAGCAGCUGGCCAUCUCAGGUCUCAAGGUGAACCGUCUCGACAUGUUUGGAGAAAAAUACAAGCCCUUCAAAGGAGUCAAGUACCUGACCAAAGCUGGGAAGUUCCAAGUCCGGACGUGAAACACCAGGAAUCUUUUUUUCUGUGUGUAAAUAGGUCCAAUACCAAACCAAAGAUCCUGAGGUGACCUCAUGGGGUCGUUAAAGCCAUGAAGUGAUUUGUUGGACAUAAAUCUGACAGAUUUGAAUGGUUGAAGCACAUAGACCUACUCAGAGUUACAGUACAUGCCAUGCAGGUGCUCAGUAGGUCACAAGAAACCAGCCUUGCGUUGAUAGUGCCAAAUGUAAGUUAAUGUUAAUAUCUAACACUUCCAGGGGUUCUUAAUUCCUUUUAUUCACCUCGGUCUUUAAAAUGUGGGCUAAUCGGAUUUGGUCACGCACUUGCACUGUAUGGACUGGAAGCAUGGAGAGACCCCACAGGGUGCUAAACAAGUGUAAUGGGUUUAAGCAAAGACAGCAUGUACAUUUAGGUGUUGCUGUGUGUAGGAGCCUGGGCCUGUGAGAAGGAGCGGAGCUUCUCAGGCUGUGUGCUCAUGGAUGACGUCCCACCUUCGCGCCAUAUGGUACAUGACAUGUUUCGUUUUUACUCUGGAUAAGGAAAAAUAAAUCUGCCUUUGGCUUUA
Messenger RNA from Paramormyrops kingsleyae, 2134 nucleotides. RefSeq names its product AP-3 complex subunit mu-1. Gene Ontology annotation, cellular component: clathrin adaptor complex. Gene Ontology annotation, biological process: vesicle-mediated transport; intracellular protein transport. Lineage: Eukaryota; Metazoa; Chordata; Actinopteri; Osteoglossiformes; Mormyridae. The record is from RefSeq and is a predicted model, not a curated record.